AUCUCCAGCUUCUCAUUGGCCAGGCCAAGCUGCAGUGAGGCUGCAACACAGUCAGUAGGGGACCUCUCCACUCCCUCAGCUAUAAAAAGGCAGUGCGCAGCUCUAUGUGCUUCAUUCCCUGCAGACUUCAAAGCCAGCUACAGCGAGAUUUGGGACCCUGCGUUGCAAAUGUCUGACUUAGAGAACUCCAUGGCAGCCAUCAUAGAUGUGUUUCACAAGUAUUCGGGAAAGGAGGGAGACAAGCACAAGCUGAAGAAGAGUGAACUGAAGGAUCUGAUCAAUAACGAGUUAGCAAGCUUUCUAGGGCAAAUCAAAGACCAGGCGACGAUGGACAGUUUAAUGGAAAGCCUGGAUACUGACGCUGACUCGGAAUGUGACUUUCAGGAGUUCAUGACCUUCAUCGCCAUGGUGACCAUCGGCUGCCAUGAGUUCUUUGAACACCACGAAGAUGAGUAACAAACUCACCCACCAUAUAUAUAUAUAUAAAUCAUUCUAGUUAAAAUGCACUGCAGACUUGUAACCCUUUCACCUGCCUUAACCUGUAUACAAGCCUAUUGAUGAAGCUUAAUAGAUGGUAAUGCCUUUGGACCUGGUUUGAACCUUGGCUGGCUGGUGCUGUUAUGUUUUAAAUUGUUGUUUUUAAUUUCUGUGGUGUUUACAGCAACUGUGGUACACCAUAAUAUCUUAAAAUCUUUCCAGUUUGCGGUCAAUAAGCAAAAAAAAUAUGUAGGGAUUGCACUGUACAUUUUUCUACAUCUCUAAGAAAUGCAGCCAUUCUAAAAAAGAAACAUUUAUAUGAGAAGUCAGGCCAUCACACAUAGCUGACAUGAUAGGUGAUAUUUAAGAAUGCUUUGGAGUUGGUGUUGGGAAAGUUUAAAAAUGCUAUUUUCCCUUGCCUUAUGUUUAAGUCACGUGUAGAAUUAGCAAGAUUAAUCUGACGGUUUAUUUUCUAACGUUGCUGGCCACCUUUACCGAUAAAUAGAACCUUUUUUUAGUCUGUUUCUAUAUUUGCAUUGCCUUCCUUCACCGUUAAGCCAGCUGUGUUCAAUGGCAUAAGACACUUCUUAUCAAAAUGUUGGUCUAAUUAGACAAGAAGAAAUUGCAUCUGGUAUUAUAUUAGUCUCACCUGUUCUGUGUUUAACACACUAGUGGAUUGUUGCUAUGUUAUGAAUGUUUCAAGCACCUCUGUAUAUGCAGACACUUUAUUUGCCCUUCAUCUCAUGGCUUUGGUUUGCAACGUAUUGCAUUUUCCAGUGUUGAUGUGUUGGCCAGGCAAGGUCAUGUAAACAGAUUAGGAGUGUGUGCUGAUAACCUUGGUACCUUAUGCCAAGCACUUGUUGAAUGUUUUAAGACUGAAAUGAAUGACAAUUGAGCUUGCAAUGUAUCCUUGUCACAAGGAUAGUGUCACAACAGUGUUACUGACAAUGCAUAAAUGCCUAAUUUUAUAUUACUGGUACAUUAUAACUUUGUAGCAAAUUUAAUUCAAGCUAGAAUUUGGCUGAAACGUAUGUCCCUUUAAUGUGAUUAGGAAUGGAAAGCAUAGCUAGCAGAUAAGCUUUGGAAGACUGUCUGCUUGUAUUAAGAUCAUUAAUAAAAUGGUCAGUGCAAAUACAGAA
Acipenser ruthenus (sterlet) is the source of this 1616-nucleotide messenger RNA. RefSeq names its product protein S100-B-like. Gene Ontology annotation, biological process: positive regulation of canonical NF-kappaB signal transduction; positive regulation of cell population proliferation. Gene Ontology annotation, cellular component: cytoplasm; nucleus. The transcript has 3 exons. The record is from RefSeq and is a predicted model, not a curated record. The coding region runs from base 169 to 456 and encodes 95 amino acids. NCBI's taxonomy places the organism in Eukaryota, Metazoa, Chordata, Actinopteri, Acipenseriformes, Acipenseridae. Gene Ontology annotation, molecular function: S100 protein binding; RAGE receptor binding.